AUGGUACUCGCGGCAACGAAUGUCACCAGCAGCCCUGCUCCCCCGCCGCAGUUCCAGCCUCCCCCGCCUUCCCCGCCUUCCCCCGACAAUGCGACGUCGCCCGCGACCAUCGCAUACGAAUCCGUCAUCUCUCUGCGACAGCUCAACAUCGCAGUCGUCGCCGUGCUCAUCCUGCUCGUCAUCCUCGUUUUAGUCCUCUCCUUUGUAAAGGCGCGUGCCACGUGGCAGCACCAGAGAGCCGCCACGCAAGAUCCCGACCCGCAGGCCCUGCAGCCAGUGGGGAACCGCGGGUUGCUCAUGGACGGCCGGAAUAUGCGCUCCGGCGUGCCCGACCACAUUAUUAAGACGCUCGGAAAGUCUUUUACGUACGUCGAGCCGGGAGAUGACCUUGAAGCUGGCGGGACCAGCGCCCUUGGCGGAGAUGGGGGAGGGGGAGCUGAAGAACGUGGGGUGGGCGGAGGCGGAGUGGGGGAAGGCGGAGCUCUGGGGGCGAGCGGGAGAAGCAGCAGCCGAAGGUCGGCUGCGGCGGAAGCGACGGGCGGAGAGAGUGAGGGGAACGGCGCGGGGGGGAGAGCGGGGCGGGAGGAGGGGGACGACGAGAAGGAGUGCAUUGUGUGUUUGGGGGAGUACAAGACUGGUGACGUCAUCAGACAGCUUCACGCAUGCAAUCACCAAUUCCACCAGGACUGCAUUGACGCAUGGCUUAAAACCAACUCCUCCUGCCCUCUCUGCCGAACCUCCCUCAUUCCGAGCCGCCUGCUGGGAAACAACCAAAGCAAUCUCAGCGACAUUCCAGAGCAGCAGGGGAUGCAUGGAAGCGUGGUACGUAAUGGCCAGGGCGGUGUUUUGUCGGAGCCUGUGGGUAUGACGCCAUUCGGUUCAGCAAUGCCCCUUCUGCCUCGUGAGGGUCCUAGCCGCCUGGCUUAUAUCACCAUUCCCUCUCCGCCGUCUGCCGCUGUUCAGUUGACCCAAGUGGGUGAAGCUGCGCCGGUUGCUCCGGCGUCGUAUCAAGUGCGUGUUGCAGGGUCUAUGUUGCCUACGUCAUAA
Molecule: messenger RNA, 1047 nt
Organism: Closterium sp. NIES-65
Lineage: Eukaryota; Viridiplantae; Streptophyta; Zygnematophyceae; Desmidiales; Closteriaceae
Source: the annotation of a GenBank genome assembly